AGCAGCUCUUCCACCACACGCCCCCACCCCGUAUCAGGUUUCGGGGCCCGGCGGCCACACCCACGUGGACCCGUCGAGACGAACUCGGCGUGGCGCUUCUGUCGGGGGGACCCGUCGUACUGUAUGGGACCAUGGCGGUGAACGUGCAAGAUGGCAGCACCGAUGCGGGCGCGGAUGCCAGCAGCGUGACCGCGAAGGUCUUCUCGUCUCAUCACAGCUCGUGGUCGGUGCACAGCUCCGUCCCCUUCGAGCUCUUAGAAAUUCCAUCCACCAAGAACCACACAGCCACACCCGUGGGCAGCGAGGUGUUCGUCUUCGGCGGCUAUGACGGCCAGAAGAAUCACAACGAGUUGUACGUCUUCGAUCUUCCCUCAAUGGAGUGGAGGCAGCCCGAGGUCCUAGGUACCAAGCCCAGUGGCCGAAAUGGACAUUCGGCCACCCUCUUGGGUGAGAGUAUCCUGAUCUUGGGCGGCUGGCUGGGGAAUGGGCCGCUGGCCGCUGGCGACAUGCACCUGCUGAAUUUGAACCCCUUGAAAUGGCUGGCUCCGCGCUUCUCGGGCGAGCCGCCGGGGCCAUGCAACAUGCACACCGCGGACCUGGUGGGGAAGAACUUGUAUGUCUUCCGCGGCGGAGAUGGACGUGCGUAUCUGAAUGAUCUGCAUGGCUUGGACAUGGACACCGACACGUGGUUUCCAGUCAAGACCACCGGAGAGCAGCCGCCUCCACGGGCGAAUCACGCCUCGGCGGUGGAUGAUUACAAGCUCUACAUCUUUGGGGGCUGGGAUGGCACCAAGAGGUUAAAUGACCUCUAUGUGCUCGACACCCGCGACAAUGUCUGGACCAUGUUGAAGCCCAGUGGAUACACCCCGCAAGCGCGGGCGGGCAUGACAUUGUCCAUAAUCCGUGAUUGCUUGUAUCUCUUUGGAGGCUCUGGGCAUACGACCCGAUGCUUCAACGACGUGCACGUCUACGAUCCCAAGGAGCAGGCCUGGUUCCUCUGUGCCCAAGCCGACCUCGGCGACGGGCGCGGCGUGGGUCCCGCCCGGCGGGCGGGGCACGUGGCGGUGGCCGUGGACCGGCGGCUCUUCGUGAGCGGCGGCGCCUGUGGGACGCAGUACUACGGCAAAGGCAAGUGGUACAUCCUGGACACGGACGCGCCGCCGCCCAUCGAAGUCUCCGCAGCGCCGGCCUGUGCGGAGUCCGUGAGGAGGGUCAUGAGCGAGUACUUGAACAAGGUUUUUGUUGCUUCUUGGUCAACCAGACCGAGCAGACCAUCACCGGACACCAGACCGAGCACGGAGGAGCAGUUUUCAGACGUUUGCUUCGUGGUGGAGGGCAAGAGGCUCUACGGCCACCGAGUGCUGCUCACACUCUUCUCGGACUACUUCCGAAAGGCGUUCGCCUGCGGCAUGCGAGAAAGCUUUGAGCCGGACAUCAUCAUCGAGGAUGUCUCUUACGAGAUCUUUUACGCGCUCUUGGAGUUUUUGUACACCGGGAGGCUCCAGUUGUCGUCGGGACAACAGGGUGACGCUUGCUUCCUGGUAGGGUUGCUGCGGGCGGCCGACCAGUUCUGCGCCGACUGCGUGAAGCAGCUGUGCGAGAAGAGCCUGAGCGCCUUGGUCGACCAGGAGAACGUGGAGGCCUUCCUGAGUGAGGCUGAACGCUUUCAGGCCCUUCAGCUGGUGCAGUACUGCGAGUGGUUCAAGCGGCAACAGGAUUGGCGCCAGACCCGACCCUCUCACAGCAAGCAGCGUCGACUUCCUUCGGUGCCCGAAUCCGGGAAGUCCAGCCCGGGAGCGGAGGGCCCACCCACGCCGUUGAGUGAGGCACCAAUGCAAGUAGAAGAGGAGUGGCAGGUCUUAAAGGGAUACAUGGCCGAUAGCUGAGAAGCGUGGCCCAGACAGAUGUAGAACAUUCAGGACGUUCAGGAGAUUCGGUUGAAACCUAG
Durusdinium trenchii is the source of this 1948-nucleotide messenger RNA. The record is from the annotation of a GenBank genome assembly. Lineage: Eukaryota; Dinophyceae; Suessiales; Symbiodiniaceae.